CUUGUGGCGAAAGAUUCCUGUGGCACUCUCAAACCCCAAAUUCUUGGUUGCAGGCAGUCUAUGUAGUUUCUCUAUUUCUUUUUCUCUGACUGUCAUUCUCUCAGGCUGACAGUCGGUAAGGCGGCGGAGAGGCCAGAUCUUUUCCCUCCUGAGCGGGACACAUGGCUUCAAACAGCAUCUUCGACACAUUCUCCAGCUACUCUCCCAGUUUACUGCGAGCCAGUGAUGUUUCAGAAGCCUCGCUUCAGCUGAUGCACAGGCCGUAGCCUCCUCUAGGGGCCAGGAGGGCGACUAUACCACCAUGAAACCCGACCACGAGCAGACGGUUCACGCCGCCCUCCGCCUCGUUCCCGUGCCCUAAAGUGACCGAUAACCCGGGUAUGAACGCACCGGGUCCGCUGCGGUCCGGGCGGCCCGUGGAGACCCGCUCCGUGGUGGACGUGCUGGCCGAUCACGCCGGAGAGCUGGUGCGCACGGACAGCCCAAACUUUCUCUGCUCGGUCCUGCCGUCACACUGGAGGUGCAACAAAACUCUGCCUGUGGCUUUUAAGGUGGUGGCACUAGGUGAUGUUCCUGACGGGACUCUGGUUACGGUGAUGGCGGGAAAUGAUGAGAAUUAUUCCGCGGAGUUGAGAAACGCGUCUGCCGUCAUGAAGAACCAGGUGGCGCGAUUCAACGACCUGCGCUUCGUGGGAAGGAGCGGGAGAGGAAAGAGCUUCACAUUGACCAUCACAGUGUUCACUGGCCCACCCCAGGUCGCCACAUACCACCGCGCUAUUAAAGUCACAGUGGACGGACCUCGAGAGCCAAGACGUCACCGUGUGAAGCCGGACGACCCUCACAAGCAGUUUUCCGAUCGCCUGAGUGACAUCGAGCGUUUCCAGAGGGCCAGUCUGAGGAUGAACCCUGGCAACGGGACCGCCCGCCCCCACCAAUCCCAUUACAGUCCCUCCAGCACCACACAGAUACCAGGAUUAUGGCCAGAUCAGAUGGACCCUCCUGCACUGAAGACAUGUAAAGUGGAAGACGACUUACGCUGGUCAAGUUCGGAGCUGUUCCAGCAGAGGACAUCUUUCCCGUCUCUGUCUCCAUUAACGGCUCCUCGUUUCUCGGAUUCACACAUGCAUUACCCGGGUGCUUUCAGCUACUCUGCCAACCCGUCCAGCACUGGAAUCGGUGGUCUCAGUGUAGCCGGUAUGCCCACCUCCAGCCGCUACCACACCUACCUGCCUCCUCCCUAUCCUGGCAACCAGAACCAGAACUCACACUUCCAGACCAACUCCUCGCCGUACCACCUGUACUACGGCACCGGGUCCGGCUCCUACCAGUUCUCCAUGGUUCCGACCGGCGGCACCGGAUCAGGAGGCGACAGGUCACCCACCCGCAUGCUGACGUCCUGCACGGCGGCCGGUGGAGCCGGCGUCACCGCUGGAGGAAACAACAGCCUGCUGAACGCCAGCCUCGGGAACCAGAGCGACGGCGUGGAUGCCGACGGGAGCCACAGCAACUCGCCCACAGCGAUGAGUGCGUCGACGCGCAUAGACGAGUCCGUCUGGAGGCCUUACUGAGAAAGAGUUAAGAGGAAAGGUGAAAGUCUUGCAUGUUUGAUCGUUUUAUGUCCCUUUGUCCUUCUAUGACGUCAACCGCUGAUCGUGAUCAAAUGACCUGAAGUUAGUUUGGC
This is a messenger RNA of Rhinichthys klamathensis goyatoka, 1681 nucleotides long. RefSeq names its product RUNX family transcription factor 3 (gene runx3). Lineage: Eukaryota; Metazoa; Chordata; Actinopteri; Cypriniformes; Leuciscidae. Gene Ontology annotation, cellular component: nucleus. Gene Ontology annotation, molecular function: RNA polymerase II cis-regulatory region sequence-specific DNA binding; DNA-binding transcription factor activity, RNA polymerase II-specific; ATP binding. Gene Ontology annotation, biological process: regulation of cell differentiation; neuron differentiation; hemopoiesis. The record is from RefSeq and is a predicted model, not a curated record. The coding region runs from base 381 to 1568 and encodes 395 amino acids. The transcript has 8 exons.